Molecule: messenger RNA, 1092 nt
Organism: Talaromyces amestolkiae
Lineage: Eukaryota; Fungi; Ascomycota; Eurotiomycetes; Eurotiales; Trichocomaceae
Exons: 3
Coding region: 1-1092 (363 amino acids)
Source: RefSeq, a predicted model, not a curated record
AUGGAAAAAAUUCAUGUCCAGAGCUUGGCUUAUGUGCAUUACCAGCAUCCUGAUCUGGAGCAGGCACUAAGGUUUCUGUCUGAUUUUGGACUCGUGGAAGCUCAGCGCGACGGUGGAAAGGUAUUUCUACGCGGCUAUGGGGUUGACCCAUACUGUUACAUCGCCGAGACAUCGCCUGAUGGCGCCCGACAUUUCAAAGGCGCAUAUUUCAGAGCACAGGACUUGCAACAGUUGCACAAAGCAGCGUCUCUCUAUGGUGGAUCACCUGUAUGCGAGAACUACGGCCCAGGGGGCGGUCAAGUUGUCACAUUGACAGAUCCAAAUGGGAUAAGCGUCGGUGUGAUAGCAGGCCAAGCACUGCGCAACAUCAAUGCACGGGAUGAAGAGGCUGGGACACUCGAAUUAACACCCCAGGUGGCAAAUAGCGUAAUCCAAAAGCCUAGAAAAGGUGAUACGCGUCGUUUCAAACUUGGCGCCAGCCCAGUUCACAAAUUUGGUCACUACGGCAUCAAUGUCCCUAUCGUCAAAUAUAAGGAGACACUUGAAUGGUACACUACAGUAUUUAACUUGAGCCCGACAGACUGCAUAUACGAUCCAGUUAGUGGAGAAGACACUACGUGUUUUACCCAUAUUGACCUGGGAAGCGAGUUCACUGACCACCACAGCUUUUUUGUAGCUGGGAAGAAGGAUGCCACAAAGGCUUACGUUCAUCAUUCAAGCUUUGAAGUCAAUGAUUUUGACACUCAGACACUUGGACACGACUGGCUCAUGAAAAAUGGCUGGACGAAUUGUUGGGGUAUUGGAAGACAUGUGCUUGGCAGUCAGAUAUUUGAUUACUGGUACAAUAUCCCAUUCAUGUUUGACCCGUCUGGGAAUGUGGUGGAACAUUACUCUGAUGGCGACUUGGUCAACAAAGGCUCCUCUGUCGCAAGAGAGCCUGCAGCGCCUAGCAGUCUUUAUGUCUGGGGUCCAAAUCUGCCGUUAGCAUUCAUGUCCGGAAAGAUGGAAGAUGCCGGCAAGGUAUUAGUAGCUCCUCCAGAUGCAUCAAACGCCAAGGCAGCUCACUACCAGACGAAGUCUACAGCAGCAUAG